Messenger RNA from Vitrella brassicaformis, 2263 nucleotides. The record is from the annotation of a GenBank genome assembly. Lineage: Eukaryota; Vitrellaceae.
UGAGAGGUUCGUUCGAAUGGGUGAGUUCGCACAUCGGUUCUUGCACAAGCACACGACAGUUCGUCGUCACUCACACACUCACACACACAGUGAGAGAGAGAGAAGAAGGCACCGAGGACACCAGCUAUGUACACAGACUAGUCACCACCACAGACCAACCGCAACACAGCCGCCUCGACCGCCACCCUAAAAAUACAGAGACGGCCUCAACCCACCGACCAGCCAUCCAUCCAGCCAGCCACUCAUGCAGCCAGCCUACCAUCCAGCCAGCCAUCCAGCUACGUCAGUAAGUCAGACAGUGGAUCAUCAGCACUCGACGGUGACGCCAUGGUGUGCCUUGAGCUCAUGUUGGUCCUCAUCCUCGUCAAACAUGGCCUCUUCCUCAAAGGGCGUCCGCAGGUGCUGCGCCGAUGACGGGAAGGGCGGAGGGAAGCCGGCCGCCCCGGCGUCAGCCACCUGGCCGGUCUCCUCCCCCCUCAGCUGCUUGCGGAAGAUCUGGAGGGGCCGUUUGAAUCCCUUGGGGGCUCCCUCUGGCUGCGGGGCGGCGAUCUCAGUGACCUUCUCGAAGCCCACUUGCCGCGUCAGGAGGUCCUCAAAGUCUUGCGGCUUGAGCUGGAUGGCAUUGAUGCUCUGCUGGAUGUCUGGGGGCAAGGUCUUGGCCUUCUUCUUGUAGGACGACCAGGGCUGUGGCUCCAACACAAACAGACCGCCCGGCUCCAGCAGCCGGUAGACCUUGACAAAGAAGUCGCGGACGCCCGUGUCGCCCUGGUGGAUGUGCACCCACUUGAUGACGCUCAAAGCCAGGAUCACACCGAACUGGUCGCCCCGACGCUCGAAGAUGUCAGACAGCACGAAGUUCUCGGCGCGGAACUCUAUGUUGUGCGGGAAGCUCUCCUGGCUGCUGUGGGGCGACUUGUCGUCGGUCUCAAGCUGGUCGAGGGACCCCUCCCCGCCCUCAUCUUCCUCCUCCUCGUCGAAUACGCCCUCGUCAGACGCCUCCUCCUCCCCACCACCCUCACCCUCCUGUGUCUCGUUCAGGGCCGCCAGGUCGAUGUCGAUCUCGCCAUCCGGCAGCUCGGGCUCCUGCUGUUGCGCCUGCCGGCCCUUGCCCGACACUGCAUCGUCAUGCAGCUUGCCGAGAGUGGCCGUGUGCCGCGGGGGAGCUGCCGCUGCGGUCGCGUCAGCGGCCGAUGGGGUGCCGUCCCUGCCAUGUCGCUUGGUCUCCUCCCUCCUCACUUUAUCGAUUACGCUCUGCGGUGCCUCCCACCAGUGGAGAGGCUUCGUGCCGGGGUGGGCCCAGGGGUAGGGACGGCCGCUCGCUGCACACUCAGCAGCAACAGCAGCAUCAGCAGCAUCAGGCUUGUCACGGCCGUGGUGCUUCUUGGGCAUCUUCCGCUUGGCCGUGUCGACCCGUAUCUGCCAGCCGUUCUUCUUGAUGCGCUUGAGAAUGCGGUUGGCCUCAGCGACGAGCUCGACGUCGACGUCGAUGCCGACGACGUGCAUGGGGUCGAGGAGGGCGGCGACGGUGAGGGGGAUGACGCCGAUGUUGCAGCCGAUGUCCAGAACGUACUUGGCCUCGAACAGCUGGGGGUCGAAGCGCACAAGGGCGUCGAUGCGGGGGUCGACCUGGCUUUCGUAGAGGUGUGAGGGGUCGCGAUAGCCGUCGUAGUACCGGUUGUAGUUGCCGUGGGUGUAGACGGGCUUGUUCUGGUGCCGGAUGGGACCGCGGAUGAGACCUAGAGGCUGCAGCACCGCAGGCAGCCCUUUGGCGUCACGCUCCAGCCGACGAGCCUUCUUCUUCGACAGCGGCUUCUUCUUCGCCUCUCCUCCUCCAGAGGCAGAGGCAGAGGCAGCAGCACUGCUCGGCUUCCUGUCGCCUUGCUGUGCACCAGCAUCAUCCGUCCUGCCCCGCUCUGCCGCUGUGCCGUCCCGCUGCGAGCUCUCUCCUUCCUUGGCGUCGUGGUUUUGCCUGCUGGGUACGUCUUGCAGUCUGCGUUUCUUCCUGAGCGGCGACGGUGAGGGUCGGUGAUUGGUUGACUCAGGCGACUCGCUCUCGCGGUGGCUGAAGUUGCGUCGCUUGCCCUUGCGGUGAGAGGGAGAGCGAGGCCGGGAGGCGUUGGGCCGGCGUCGCUUGAAGGGACGGGCUGACUGGCUGCGGCUUCGGGGACGCUCACUUAGGGGAAUAUGAGGCGGGCGGUGGAGGUCUUCGCUGUCCAUGAUCCAGAUGCCAUAACACGCGACAAAGCAAGCGGUCUUAUCAAAG